Molecule: messenger RNA, 983 nt
Organism: Theileria equi strain WA
Lineage: Eukaryota; Apicomplexa; Aconoidasida; Piroplasmida; Theileriidae
Product: ribonuclease H1 large subunit, putative
Exons: 7
Coding region: 117-983 (288 amino acids)
Biological process (GO): DNA replication, removal of RNA primer; mismatch repair
Cellular component (GO): ribonuclease H2 complex
Molecular function (GO): RNA-DNA hybrid ribonuclease activity; RNA binding
Source: RefSeq, a predicted model, not a curated record
CCCUUGCGGCAUUUCGUAGACUAGAAAACUGCCAUUUAAACAGAAUGAACAAUUCUUGCCGUUUUUGCCAAGAAGCAUUUGACGUUUGUUCGUAAAUUCAAGAAUCCUCAUUGACCAUGGAAGACUACCAGAAUUUAAAGUGUUUUAGGCUCUACAAGUCAAGCCUACCUUCAAAGGAAACGCCUGUAGCUCUUGGAAUCGACGAAGCUGGAAGAGGUCCCGUUCUCGGUGCUAUGGUUUUUGGGGGCUUCUUUUGUCCAAUAGGAGCGGAAUCUGAGGCUAUAUUGAAAGGAGAUAUAAAAGUAGAUGAUUCCAAGAAAUUGAACGAGCUCGCCAGGGAAUACAAGUUUCGCCAACUUCAUGAUGAAACUCUUCCAUUUGGACUAAUCGCAGAUGUUGUAACUCCUCAAUAUAUCAGCUACAAGAUGCUACAAAGAACGAAAUACAAUUUAAACGAAAUGUCUCAUGACACAGAGAUAUCAAUCAUACGCCACGUUAUCUCAGCAGGCUAUAACCUGAAGGAAAUUUAUGUUGAUACGGUCGGUGUAGAAUCCAAAUACGAGGCAAAGUUGAAGAACCUGUUUCCGAAUAUACAUAUUAAGGUUGCUAAAAAGGCAGAUUCUCUAUUUCCGGUAGUAAGUGCCGCAUCAAUCGUAGCAAAAGUUGUAAGAGACAAUAUCAUAAAGUGCUGGAGCAACAGUUAUGGCACUUCUAAUAUCGGAUCAGGAUAUCCUGGAGAUGCAUAUACUAUACGAUUUUUGAGCGAGAAUUUACACAAAAUAUUUGGUUUUCCAGACAUUGUUAGAUUUAGCUGGAGAACGGCCUCUGAUAUGCUAAACGAUCAAAAACGGAGUGCAAUUUUCAAUUGGUAUGAUGAUCUCGAGGAAGAAAACGACGAGUUGUCAAAAAAAACAGUAAAAAAAAAUCUAGGAAACCUUCCAAAAUCACUGGCUCUUACAAUUACAAACAAAAUUAAAUUAUAA